UAAAGAGUUAGACUCGACUCGACUCGACUCGACUCGAUCUCUCCUCCUCCUCCUCCGGUUCCUGUACUUUUAAGUGUAGUGUAAACAUAUGUUACAUCGGGAGAAGAUCUCUAAUUCGUCUAUAAGAAAUGUUUUCAUAGCCAGUGCCAGAUUAAUGUAACCGAAGACGAUGGACAUAUCACAUCCUAACAGUUUUCUGCAGCAGGAAGAAUAUCGGUUAACCACGUUCAGCGAACAUGAGACAUCUCCCAUCGAUACCACUAGAGUAUACAGGAACAUGCCGUUCGUCAGCUACGAUUGUCUAAGAUACGAAGAAAAGCGAUUAGGAACCUUCAUCGACUGGCCUCAUGAAUGGCUGAAACCGUCAGAAUUGGCGGCCGACGGAUUUUACUAUCUCAGGAAAGAUGAUCACUGUGCGUGUAUCUUCUGCAGAGGGAUAGUUGGAGCCUGGGAAAAAACUGACACGCCAAGAGGAGAACAUGAACGCCAUUUUCCCCACUGCCCCUUUAUUAGGGGUCAGCCAACUGGAAAUGUUCCCAUUGUUCAAGGCAAUAUCUUAGCCAGGUUACCGGUACUACAUGCGAGUCUGGACGAUUGCGGAUCAAGACGUGUUGAGGCCGACGCUUGCAGAUUUUCGUCGAGACAUAUGGCCGGAUCGUAUCCCGAAUGCAGAGGAUCUCCGGAUGAAACUGGUCUCUACCAGCAUUCUGGACCGAAACGAAGUGAUUUCACGACAUUAGAUAGCCGAUUGAAGAGCUAUGUCGAAGGAUGGCCCAUCCUCGGUCUGCAUGCACGAGAUCUUGCCGAAGCUGGAUUUUUCUACUGUGGUCUGAGUGAUCAUGUUCGCUGUUUCCACUGCGGUAAGGGUCUUCGCAAUUGGAUAUCUAGCGACAUACCUUGGAAGGAACACGCUAGAUGGUAUCCUAAAUGCAGAUUUGUCUUAUUGACGAAAGGCCAGGACUAUAUCAAUGAAGUCCAGCAAGAACAUCCACCGUACACCCGCACAGCAAGUACUACUAUAUAUUCGGGUAUCGAUAAAGCUGCUUCCGGUAGCAGUAAUAGUCCAACGGAGGUGCAAUCCGUAUCCGAACAAGAAUUGGAUCUGUUGAUGAGUUUGGAUGUCGUCAAGUGUGUACUGGAAAUGGGAUAUCCUAGUUGUAUAGUCAGGGCCUGCCUUAAAGAUCGGGUUGAACAAACCGGCGAACCGUAUUUCGUUAUAGAGCCUUGCCUUGAAGAUGUUAUACAUAGAAUGAGCGUAACAGAGAAUCGGGUUGCAGAUAAUCGUUCUGAAAGUACAGAGCGUGAGCCGUCAUAUGGCGAGACUGAUAUUUCAUCUUCGAUAUUUCAACAACAAGCACCGAUAUUCCCAUCAACGUCUGAAACCAUGGGGAAUCGGGUUGCAAGUAUUCAAUCGCUUCCAUCCGAAUCUACCGAGGUUGAACUAUUAUCUCAACAACAACAAGUUUCUAUAUUGCCAUCUACAUCCGAGAUAAUACGACAACAGGCUUCUAUAUUCCCUACUGCACCUCUGAAUACAACGUUAUCAUCAUCAUCGUCAUCGUCUGAACGAGAAAAUACCGAAACUGAAGCAAACCAUAUUUUGCAAAUAGUAGAAGAAAUCAUAUCACAGGUUAGUGAAGAAGAGAAGGAGGGAUAUGAAGAAAAGGAGGGAUAUGAGGAAAAAGAAGAAUUCAAGUCAAGACAAUCUUAUGAACAGCUGAAAGAGGAACUCGAACGGAUGCGUGAAGAUCGCACAUGUAAAGUGUGCAUGGACAGUGAAAUAGCUAUAGUGUUCCUUCCGUGCUCACAUAUGGUUACGUGCGUUUCCUGUGCUGUAUCCCUGAGACAGUGCCCCAUCUGUAGAAGAGACAUCAAACAUGUGUGCAGAGCUAUUGUAUCCUAAUAAUAUUCAUAUAUAUAUAUGUUUACAUAUUUA
Messenger RNA from Penaeus monodon (black tiger shrimp), 1936 nucleotides. RefSeq names its product baculoviral IAP repeat-containing protein 3-like. Bases 170 to 1903 code for a protein of 577 amino acids. Gene Ontology annotation, molecular function: cysteine-type endopeptidase inhibitor activity involved in apoptotic process; ubiquitin protein ligase activity. Gene Ontology annotation, cellular component: nucleus; cytoplasm. Gene Ontology annotation, biological process: negative regulation of apoptotic process; regulation of cell cycle; positive regulation of protein ubiquitination. The record is from RefSeq and is a predicted model, not a curated record. NCBI's taxonomy places the organism in Eukaryota, Metazoa, Arthropoda, Malacostraca, Decapoda, Penaeidae. The transcript has 5 exons.